UUCCCCUUUAAGUCUAUUCAGAUCGUGCAAUCUACGCCUAUCACGUGGAUAAUAUUAAUAUUAUAUAAACCAAUCACAGCGUGACUUUUCCGCAAAAUAGGAGUUGGCACAAAUUGGGUCAUGCCUAGGCCUAUAUUUUACCUUUUCAGUGUUUGGAGUCUUUUGGACAUUUUUUCUUUCUCUUUAUUAUUAUAGUUUUGGUCGUAAAUCUAAUCCGUGGGGUGUCUGGUAUAUGAUGGUUCGACAGAAUUAUGUCAUUGAACUUUGCUCCGAGUUUAGACCCAAUGCAAAGUCUGAACACUGUAACGACACGCAAUAUAUUACAUGCUUCGAUAGACUCAACACACAACAAAGAGAUGAGGAGUUAUCCUGGUUCAGGGGCUCUCACCAAAACAGAAGCUGGUAUGGUGUUUUACGAUUAGCUGUUGGUGUUCAGAGGCGAGGACCCUGCCAGAAUCCCAUUCGGUUGAGCUAGUCGCUUCUUGAUAGCUAUGGUUCCCGAUGAGCAUGUGGAUGGUGUACUUGGCCAUGAACUGGUUCCAAGAUAUCAAUCCAUAAGCUAGGAGAUUCAAUGAGAAUCACUUACCAGAAAAAUUCGUUGAAUUUACUCGCGCUUCCGAUCUCUGAUUUCCAGCCCUUCUUGUUGGUUGCGAAGCAGGAUACUGGUGCUUGGAAUAUUCCGAAUUUAUAAUUCCACUUUGCCUGACAGAGGAUAAUGACAUCGAAUCCUUCCUACUUGAACUUGUAACAUCCUCAAGAACUCUAUGUAUGUGUCUUUCUCUCUCUCUCCAGUGCUGAAUUUCAAACAAUGGAUCAGAAACUACUUCUUCCUCCAGCGUACUCGCCGACCACCGAAGAACUGAAAUCACCCGUGGGGCAGUUGCCGACGAGAUUGGCGCCCAUUUUCACGACGCCACAGAAAUCAUGUGAACACGAUCGCUCUCGUGGGGGACUGUGUCGCACUAUCGUUCUCUGUGUACUGGCCCUGGCCAUCUGCGCCGGGUUUGUUUUACUCUACUUCCAAAUGAAGGACCUUCAGCAUCAGGUCCAGGAACUACAGCUCCAAGUGGAAGAAGGAAGUGAUAUUCAAUUUGAUGAGCAUGAAACACCGCCAGAUCAGGGGAAUCACGACGAGACUCCAGAUCCCGACAAAGCCGAUUCUGAUGGUUCCAUACACUACAAAGAGCAUACGAGAGAGAGGCGUUCAAUCAACGGACACCAUGGCAACGGAGGUUCGAGAAGACGAUUACCUCGACCUAUGCAAGUUGGAGAUCCUUCGGCACACGUUGUUCCGCUCGCCUCAAGUCAGCCUCAAUCACACAUGUAUCCUGCAAGUGCGUGGUUUGUUUGGACCGACCAAGAAAGCUACUCCCACGCUAGCAUCCCUCUCCGAAUGAACAAAUUCUUAAUUGCCCCUCACGCAGGAUACUACUUUAUUUACGCCCAAGUUACCAUAGAAACGUGUAACAACAAUACCUUAGGAAGAGGCCAUAGUCUCUACGUAAAAACGCACUGUGGACGGCAAAUCGAAAAGAGGUUGACCCAUACACAAACAAGUCCGGCUUUCAACACGCUACAUAUCUGCACUUACGAUUCCAGUUACACAGGAGGUGUGUAUUACCUAGAAGCCAAUGACCACAUCGGAGUGAAACCUUUUGUUCCCCUUGGCCUCGCCGAGUCCCGACUCCACCUCACAGAAGAUAACUCCUACUUCGGUAUGAUUCAACUCUCGAAGUUCGAGCGAGGAACGCGGGGAGAUUGUAGUUUACAGAUUCCCCAAUUUUAAGUUGUAUAUUUAUUGGCCCGUAUUUCGAUGUCGAAUUUAACUGAGACCAUAUGGUAUAUCUCUGUGCUAAAUUCAUGGGAAGCCAAAUAUUAUGUUAAAGUUUCGUUUACAUCGAUCGUAAUGUUUCUGUGGUGAACUAGAAAUGAUAAAGAGAAACGGUAUUUUAUGUCGCAAUUGGCUAUCCAUAUACCCAAACCACAGACAAGCAUGGCCAGCAGGGACGGAUCUAUCUGGCUUUUUUCCAAGGAGGGGAUUUGAGAAGCUCAAAAAACGGGGGGGGGGGGUUCACUACAAAUGAAGGUCAUUUUAGUACAAAGAACAGGCCUCCCCCUCCCGACUCCAAAUAAUUCCUCACUAAUAUCAUGUUUUCAUCAUAGGCUGAAAUCUACGCCGUUUCUUCACAUAGCCGUUAAUGAAAAGUAGUUUCCCCUGAUUUGGGCAAAUCAUUAUUCCAGUAGGCAUCGCCUCGCCGUGAAACAAGCCCCUAAUGAUUAUUUAAGUGGUUUGGGGGUAAAAGAACAAGGCAGAUCCAAUAUAUUUCUAUGGGUAUAUUAUCUUAUCCAUGGAUAUUGAAGAUCAAAGAUAUUAGACAUUUAUUUAUUGUUUAUCUUGAAAUAAUGCGAUUUAAUAAAAAAAAUCGUCUUACGGUUGGAACGUGUAGUGUGCGGCAAACUUUAAAUUACUACAACCAUUCAGAGUCAUGGGAAUGAUAUUCAGAGGAGGUGCUGGUUUGGAGAAAACAAAAUGGGGAACAUAUUUCAAGGUUUUCACUGUCUCCAGAAUGAAGGUGAUUUUGUUCAGGAACAAUUUGACAACCAAAACAAGAAAGAAAGAAAAGAUUUUCACUACAAAUUGAAGGUGAUUUGGUAAUACCCAUAUUGUAUAACACACGCAACACCCAAGGCAAGUAAGUCUCUGGGCACCCCCUGCACCCCCGCCUCCCAGGGUCAUGAAAUCAUCAUUGAUAUCAUAUAGCUUGCACUGGGAGCAAGUGAAGCUAUUCAAUCUGAAAAGUGACAUUUUCUCGUCAUUCGCCCUCAUAGGAAUAGAAAUCGAAGUUUAAACUAUGUUUGUUCUAUUAUUUGUGUAAAUAAUACUAAGAUAUACGUUUUCUUAUAGUUUAUGUGACUCUAUUUAUUGUACAUCUUGAUUUCAAAGAUUUUCCAGUACUAACGAGCCCCGCCCAUUUCCGUCUUAUCAUAAACGAAUCCCGGGGACAUGGGGGCGGGCGGGGCGCUGCCAUUUCAAGGUGGACACUACAUAUGCCAUGGUCGUCCAUAAAAGCAUGUAAAAUUGUAAUUGCGUUUCACGAUUUUACGCCCGUACAGUGAAGGGUAUAAAAUUUGCCAAGAUCAGAGACAAUGGGACAUGCUUUUGAAUCUUUCAUGACAAAAGAACAUUUGAGACAUUGUUAGGGGGGGGGGGGGUGGCGAAGUGAGUUAUAUUGGUAGUUGUAGACUGAAACAUGAUUGAUUAUAGGUCUUUUUUCAAAUCCAUUUCAUGGAAGAGCUUGGCGUUCACCUUAUUUUUACAGUGCCCCACCCCCCUCUUCCGGGCACGAUGCCCUUGAACCCCGCGAUGAGAUAUAUAUUCUUAUUCUUGUCGAUCAAUAAUAAGUAUUACUAUACAAAUACCAAUACAAAGUUACGGCGUUGAAUGAUUGGAGUACGGACUAUCUAACGUCAGAGGCUUUAAAAAGUAAAGGCAAAAUUUUCACAUAAACUACUGAACGUCGGGUGUUAUAAUGAUCGAAGUCAAGGUCAUCUUUUUGCUGAAGUGGCGUAAUGAGCCAACAAAAUUAAAAUGAGGCGGCCAAACAUGGCGCGCGCGGCAAAAUUUCUGUAAUAGCGAUCGAGCAAAAAUUUUGAGCUUCUUAAAUUCAUAAUCUGAUGUAGUGAUUAAUCUAAAAAAAAAUACCAUUCAGAAAAUGACUAAUAUUCUCCCUCUAUCAUUUUCUUUCAAUUUUCUCCUUCUUUUCCCUUCAUUUUUCUUGGUCGUUGUUUUUGCCCACGCAUCCCCCCAACAAUUUUUAUGCCAGUGCUGACAUGGCUGAAGUUAUUCCAUUUUUUAAAUUCUUACAAAAUUGUUAAAAUUUUUCGAGAACACAGAAAUAUAAUCUACUUUGGAGAAAAUAUAGCUAUAGGCAUGCUAGAAGAAGCAUAUACUACAUGUUAUGCAUUAUCUGGUCUUAAAGAUUAGGAUGACAUAAUUUCUUCAUUUGAUGAUAAAAGUGUUUUAAAGUAAUAUAAAAAAAUGCCGAACCAGACAUCUUUUUACACUCUUCUUCCUGUUCCUGUUUCAUUAUUGAUUCCCCCACUUUUAGAGGUAGUACCCCUGCGCCCCUAUUUAUUGCUGAGAUUUUUUAAUUCUAUUUUUACCCCUACUGAGAUUUUUGUAUGAUAUAAUGUAUAUAUACUGUACAUAUAAUUAUUGUAUGUAUAUACAAAAAGUUUAAUUCUUUAAGAAGCAGCUUAUGAAAUAUAUUUUGAUGUGAAAGUAUUGUGAUCCCCUAGUGUUCCCUUUGUGAAAACAUUACAAAUGUAACUCGAAAUCUAUUCUGA
Messenger RNA from Lytechinus variegatus (green sea urchin), 4347 nucleotides. RefSeq lists its product as uncharacterized. Gene Ontology annotation, cellular component: membrane. The transcript has 6 exons. Gene Ontology annotation, molecular function: tumor necrosis factor receptor binding. The record is from RefSeq and is a predicted model, not a curated record. Lineage: Eukaryota; Metazoa; Echinodermata; Echinoidea; Temnopleuroida; Toxopneustidae. Gene Ontology annotation, biological process: immune response. The coding region runs from base 809 to 1786 and encodes 325 amino acids.